CUCUGGCAUCACGAGUUUAUAAAGGCUACCUGGAGCGCAGCGCUUGUUGUUCUGAACUAAUGAGAUUCAUCCCCACAAGGCUUUGCCACUGGUCUUUCGUUUUUCAAUCAUGUUAAUGUUCAAGUUGGAGUGGUUUCUGAGUGCUGCACCAAUAGCUCCUGUCCAACAAUGACAGCAGGAAAGGAGGCUUUUGAUUGGCUUGAUGAACGAAGAGGCGGGAAGAGAUUGACCAAGUUACCAGCUCGUCAGUUUAUAGACACUGCAUUGACAUACAUCCAAAAGCAACUACAGGAUGAGAGUUUGUUUCCGACAAAAUUUGGUAUAAUAUGAUAUUGAAAUGAAUCAGUAGUUUCGGAGAAUGGGGUUGUUGAUGAUCUAUCACAAUGAACAAAACAGCCUACUACAAAAGAUGACGUUAAACCAAAGUGUAGUAAGUGCCAAGAGAGAAACGCAGGGAGAUGAGCUGCUGCAAAAGACACUAGUAUGCAUGGAAUCACAAAAAAGAUGCAAAAAAGCAGAUGAUGACGAAAUAUUUGGGGAAUAAUUAUGUUGCUGCAGAGUUGAGGAGCAUCCAGGACGACAAAUGGAAAAGGUUAUGAAUUCCCCGUGGAUUUUAUUCCAAUUGUAAGAAGAAUAUUUCGAACUUACUUUGCUAUUCUAGCCCAUAUAUACCAUCACCAUUUCCAUGAUAUCCGUGCAUUGGAUUUACAUGAUGGAUUAAACUCCCUAUUUCUCCAUUUCGUUUAUUUUGUGCAAGAAUUUUCACUGGUGGAAGCAAAAGAAAUGCAAUGUGUAGAUGAACUUAUACAGAAACUGAUACAGUUAGAUCAGGACAUGGCAAAGCAUCCUUCGACCGAUGAAUUUCAGCAAGCAGGAACAGUAUCAUCAAGCUGACUAGUGUUAGCAUAAAGUUAUAAUCUUAGUAUGGUGUAUGUAUUACAUUUGGAAUGUUUGAAUUCCAUGCGCAGUCGAACUGUAAUAG
This is a messenger RNA of Geodia barretti, 982 nucleotides long. NCBI's taxonomy places the organism in Eukaryota, Metazoa, Porifera, Demospongiae, Tetractinellida, Geodiidae. The record is from the annotation of a GenBank genome assembly.